GAUGGUAAAUAUUAUAAUACAAUUAAAUCAGGAAGAAAAGCAACAUUUGUGAUUUUAGAAAACUCUAAAAUUGAAGAUAUAAAUAAGAAUUAUGUGAUUAGUAAAGAGAAGAAUAAUCAAAAGAAAGAUGAAUUUGUUGAUAUAAGAUAUAUUAAAGACAAAUUAAUAAAGAAUAAUAGUACUAAUAAAGAUAAAGAGAAUUGUAGUGAUGAAAAAGACAAUAAUAAUAUAAAUAUAAAGUGUGUAGUAAAUAUGUUGAAGAAUAAUGAGGCUGAGUUUGAUGAUAAUAGGAGUGAAGCUACAAAUAGUAAAGCAGAUAAAUCUAAAAAAGAUUAUCACAAAAGUAUAAUCAAAAAUGAAAAGAAUAAACAAAAGAUAUUUGUUCAAUAUCAAAACCUCAAAAAAAUAAGUUGUAGCAAUAAAGUAUAUAAUAACAAGUAUGUUAAUAAAAAUAAACGAUACAUUGGAUUAGAAGAUUAUAAUGAAAUUGAUACUAAAGCUCUUAUCUAUGCCAAAAGACGUAAAGGACAAUGCUUGGCUAAAGUUAGAUCAAACCCUAAUAUUUAUUUAUAG
Molecule: messenger RNA, 573 nt
Organism: Dentiscutata heterogama
Lineage: Eukaryota; Fungi; Glomeromycota; Glomeromycetes; Diversisporales; Gigasporaceae
Source: the annotation of a GenBank genome assembly